GCGGGGCCUUGGUAGGGAGCCGCCAAUCGGAACGGGGAGGCGUCAGUUUCCCCUCAAUUUGACGCGCCUUUGAGGCCUUGAGGGGAAUCGAGACCUUUUCGACGAAGGAGCACGAUGAUCGACCCGCAGAAACGGAAAGCGCCCGGCCCGGAUAUGGCUCUGGUAGCGACGGCGUCCGGGGCUAAGAAGCCCCGCCACGAGCUUAUCCUGGGGCCGGGGCCUGGCGCUGGGCAGCCGCCCCCGGGCGCCUUGUUGCAGGCGGUGAGUGCCCUGAGGAGCGGAGGCCGCGCGCCCAACCGCUCUCUUUUAAUAUGCAUUAUUACCUCGCCGUUAUAGCGAGUGAGGCCUUAAAGCGGAGACGGGGAACCCUGAGGCAGCUUAAAUGCUGUGGGACUACAACUCCCAGCAGCCCUUGCCAGCGUAGCCCACGGUUAGGGAUGACGGGAGAUGCGGUGCGACCUCUGGACGGCCUCGCGAUUCCCUGUCCGUUUGUUUGUUUAUUGCGUUUAUAUCGCGUUUUUUCCCUUCAGCACUCUAACCACUACGCCACCCAGAAGUAGUCCAGGUGCACAUGGUAUAUAGUCCACAUUUCUCAACCUGGGGGUCGCCAGGUAUGGUUGGACUACAACUCCCAUAAUCCCUGGCUAGAGAGACCAGUUGUCCAGGAAUGAUGGUGGUCCAACAAUGUCUGGCAGUGUUAUAGUCCGAACACUGAAAGUCUGUUACAGUCCAACAUACCAACUGCUGCACCGCACUAGUCUCAGAAACACGUGUGUGUGUGUAUUGUGUGAACUAAUGGGGGAGUCUUGAGGGGCUAGCAUUCUGAAAAGAGGAGAAUAAGCAGUGGAGGUAGUUGUUAAAGGGAAAGGUCCAUUCUGUUACACAGAACUACAUCGUUUUGAAUGAGUGGUCAAAAUAGCUUUUCAUUGCCAUCGUUGUGGUUCUGUAACUGUGCUUAGUGUUUAGAGUAACAGAUAUAGAAAGCUGUCUUAUGCUGAGUCUAUGGGUUCCUCUAGCUCAGUAUUUUAAUAGCACACAUGGCUGCGAGAAUGACCAUUGAGCACCCAGUGACUAUAAUUAGUUUGCAUUAGUUACUGAUUUUUUAUUUCACCUGGGUGAUCAGUUAGACCAGCCUUCCCCAACACACUCCUGGGUUGUUGUUGUUUUUUAUUAAAUAUUUUUAUUGGUGUUUUGGACAUUCUAACAAAUAUAUAACAUCACCACCCCCAUAAGAGGUGUUAGGUUGUACAUUAUCAUAAAUAAUUAUUAUUAGUCAGCACAAGAUAUCCAAAUAGCCAGCCUAUAAUGCCCCAAUACAAAAUUUGUUUUAUCAAUCACAAAGAGUCAUUCCAGAGAAGAAUGUAGUGCAAGCCAUACUGUUCAGGAUAGCCAUGUCUUCAACGAUGCUUUAUCUUUAAGGACAGUUUUAUUUAUAUAUUGAAUAAAUGACCACCAUGUUACAUAAAAUUUGUUUUUCUGUUCUUUUCGUAAUUUAGAAGUUAUUUUCUCAGUGGUAGCCAAUUGCCAGUCAUUUUUAUACCAAAAUCCAGGGAUAAUCCUUGCAAGGCCCUCCAGAUAUUACACUACAAUUCCCAUCAGCCCCAACUAGCCUGCUCAGUGGUUAGCAUUGAAGAGUGCUAUUGUCCAAAACAUCUGAACGGAACAAGGUUAGGGUAUUUUAAUGCACUUGUUGAAACUGUAAGUGGUUUGUGUUACAGCUUUUAGAAUUAAUCUUCAGGGCUAAAUUGUCAUGUUUUCAGACUGGUGGAAGUGCUUACCUUUGCCACAAGACAUUAGAUCAGGGAUGGAGAGCCAGUUGCCCUCCAGAUGAUAUCGGACUAUAAUUCUUAUCAUCUCAGAUCAUUAGCCAUGUUUGCUGAGGCUGUUGGGGUCCAACAUCUUGUGUGCUACAGGUUCCUCAUCACUGGUUUAUGAGUAAUAGUCUUCUUUUCUGCAUUUGGAUGCAGACUCUCUUAUAGCUUGUUGGGUAUUCUGCAUUUUUUCAUAUUUCAGGGCCCCCCAAGAUGUUCCUCUCUCCAGGCACCUAUAAUGUUGCUUUCGGGGCAUGAAGGAGAAGUUUACUGUUGUAAGUUUCAUCCUAAUGGAGCCACCUUAGCAUCAGCUGGAUUCGACAGGUUGAUAUGUAAGUCUACGUUAUAAACUUCUAAAUACAAUUUGUUUGCUUAAAACUAAUUGGGUUAGUUGUGUGCUUUUUUAAAAGAAACGCAUAAAGCAUAUUAAAUUAACCAAGGACACAUAACAGUAAAUCAACCAAAGUAAGCUAAUUUAAUUAAUUAAAAGUAAACUUAUGUAUGACUAAUACCAAAGUUUUAAUGGUGUAUGUGAUGGGUCACCCGCAUGGUGCUUGUGAGUGCAAUGGAGUCCCACACUUCACUCUCCUCAUAUUUGCAUUGAAUGAAACCUUCUAUUGUAGCCAAUAGUCUUACCCCUGCCUAAUUGCAACUAGGGAGAAGUGAUAUUGGGAUCAUGACUGGGAAGGUCAGGGUCAAUCCUUCUCCCCCAGCUGCGACACCCUUCCCCCAAAUUGCUGCUUGAUAAAUAGGUUUUAGAAAAAGCUUUCAAUUGGCUCCAUGAUAGUGGUGGUGUAUGGCAGUUCAUAGUUGGUGGAGCAAUUUGUCUGGUUAAUUCUGAUAACAAAUAAGACUGCAGCAUGCUAGCUAGUUAUGUGACCCCCAAGCAUGAGGGGAAGUGGGAGUUAUUGUUUUGUUUUGUUUUUAUUAUGUAUUUUGUGUUUUUAUCUUGUGUUUUUAUGCUGUGAACCAUCUUGAGAUCUAUGAAUGAAGGGCAGUAUGCAGAUUUUAAUAAUAAUAAUAAUAAUAAUAAUAAUAAUAAUAAUAAUUAAUAAAUAGCGGUGGGGAAUCUUCCUGGAGAUUGCAGCUGGGGAUGGAAGGUUAACUCUUGCCUCCCCAGCUGGACUUGUCAGGAAUUCUACACACCCUUCACUAAUUAGGGCAUUUUAAAGCCUAAUUGCUGGCUGGGGUGGAGUGACGACGCAUGUGUGUGUCGUUGUCUGCUGUGCAUGGUGCCAAUGACAGUUUCUUGGGUGCCCACAGGCCAUAAAGGUUGAUGACUCUGGCUGAGUAGAAGUCGCCACAAUGGGAAUCUUAAGAGAUAUUAUCCGCUAGAAAAGCCAUCAGUAGUUUUAUAAGGAAAAGUAAUUAAUUAUAGAUGCUUUAAUGAAAGGUCCAUAAUCAGUUACAGGUUGCAACCCUAGUUUAAAUUAAUAUUAAGAAUACCUGACCCAGUUUACAUGCUAUGAUAAACAAUGGUUUGCCAUGGUUGCUCAAACAACCCCUGGUUUGUUUCUCCUCUAAUUCUAGUGGGAGCAAAAAUCACAAUCCCUACCUCAGUUAAUUUGAACCAAGAAUCCUGGGAAGUGAAACAAACCAUGAUGUUCACAUAGGAUGCAACAGUAAGCCAGAUGAGAGCAUCUGUUCUUUUCAUCUGUUACUCAGUAGGAUGGUAGCUUUUUAAAAAACACAUAGACCACAUUGUACUAGCAUGCUAGUAUCUACUAAGGUUUACUUGUGAACUCAAAAGUACACACAUAGUGUGAAGAUCAACAUUUUAAAUUGAAAAGAAUCUGAUCUUGCAUUCAUGAUGAACCACAGACAUUUUCGUGUGCUUACAUACUGCAAUACAGUUUCUUUGAAGUGAUUGUGAAUAUUUUCUCUCACUGCCUUUGUUAGGUAUAGAAGAGUUUUCCCCAGGUAAAAAAUGAUGCUCUUUUCUUAAAAGCAACCACCACCCACCAUCUGUUUCUGGAAGUUAUACCUACUUGAAGGCUAAGCAUUAGAUCUGAAAAGUGCAUCUGAUUCAUUAAGAGGAUUUAUCACUUGGAAAUGCCAACAUGACUUCAGUAUUUAAUCUUGAUCUUGCAUUGAUUCUAGUGUUAUGGAACGUGUAUGGGGACUGUGAUAAUUAUGCCACUCUGAAAGGACAUAGUGGAGCUGUUAUGGAACUACAUUAUAACACUGAUGGCAGGUUAGUACAUAUAUAAUUCUUGUUGUGGAUAUUUUUAUCUGUUGUUUAAUUGAUUAGCAAUGACUUUUUGUCAUUUGGAGUAUAUUACUGAAGCUUGGGUACUUAUAUUUUGCUGCUUGUUGGUUCUAGUCACAUGGUGAUUUUCUUUUUAAUAUGUCAAAAUAUUUCAGAACAAAUUCUGAAAGCAUGUGCAAGAAAUGAACUUCCUAUGGGUUAUAUCCAGCUAAGUUCUAUUUGGAGGAGGUUCACGGAAAUUAAUGAACCUUAUUUAGUCAUGUGGGUUAACUUAAGUGGGUCUACUGUGAGUAGGACGGGCACUGAAUACAACCCUAUGAUUUGAGGGAGAAAAAUUGGAUAGGAAUGCAGGCAGGUAGGCACCAUCACAUUGUAGCCAUUCAAUCUCUUCCACUAUUUCCUGCUGCUUUUCCUGAUUUCUGCCAAACAGAUCCUGGAGCAACAUGCCAAUAGUGGUAAAAGCCUUUGGGGACUGGAGUGGUGCAUGCCUGCCUGGCAGAACAAGGUUAUUCACAAUGGCGAUUUACUUACACCUAGGGAUUUAUACAAGAUUUUGUAACUUACACACCACCUAUUUUUACAGUUACUGAUUUUUCUCUAUUUGUUUUUGUAAGCAGUUCUGAGAGCAUUUUUAGGUAAAGAGCAACAGUAAAAAUGUUUCAAUUAAAUAAAGAUUCUGCGAUAGUUGUAUAUAGUGGAACCUCAGUUUUUGAAUGUCUUGGAAGCCAAAUGUUUCGGAAUGCCAAAAACCUGGAAGUAAAUGUUUCCAUUUUCGAACGCGCCUCGGAAGUCAAAUGGCUUCUGUUGCUUGCUUUUCAAUUUUCUCAAUUGAACUGAGGCUUCUGUAGUGAGUUCUUGGUUUUCAGAUGUUUCGGAACUCGAACGGUCUUCUAGAAUGGAUUACGUUCGCGAGGUUCCAUUGUACUGCAUAUUUGGAAACCCUUUGGGAUAACUGGAUUUUGUCACUAAGCAGUGACCAAAAGAGGAUGUUUGCCUUCCCUUUCCCCCUCCAUCAGAAGGCUGGCAUUCUGGGCAAAAUGCUUGACAGCUAGUAGUAGGUGUCUUUUGCUUUUUGCGGUCACUUCUAACUGUCUUUUACCUAAGGGUCAUUUUUUUGAAUGUUGAAUACCUUUUAUUACAUGUGAAAUGCUGCUUUUCAGCACUUCAUCAGCACUUCAUUUUCUCCUAGCAUGCUAUUCUCUGCGUCCACCGAUAAAACUGUAGCAGUGUGGGAUAGUGAGACAGGAGAGAGGGUGAAAAGACUCAAAGGUCACACAUCAUUUGUGAACUCCUGUUACCCAGCAAGACGUGGACCUCAGCUGGUCUGUACAGGCAGUGAUGACGGGACAGUAAAGGUUAGUAUGGAUAAUUGUCAUCUUGCGAUGUAAAUAGUAAAUACUAGUGUGGGUUUAUGUGAUCAGUAAGCAGUUGUCUUGUUAGGUGCUGCUUGCUGAGUAAAGAGUUCUGUUAAAGAGGUACAUUCUUUUUGGAUACGGAGUUGUUAUUUUCUUUCCACCAAUAUCAACUAGUCAAAUGUAAACCCGGUUCCAGCUUCUGUGAAAACCUACACUUGUAGACUUAUCAUUUUGAAGAUACUCAUUCUUAAUGUGAGCAUGAUAAUCGCACCAAUCUAUGCUCUGGAAACCUCAAGUCUGGACUAUUACACUGUGCUUUAUGUGGGCCUUCUCUUGGAGACUGUUCAGAAGCUGCAACUGGUGCACAGGCCAAGGUGCUUGUGGGCACGACUGACAGGACACAAGUUCUUAAAUAGCUUUUUACAGUUGCCAUUGUGCUUCUGAGCCCAAUUCUAGGUGCCGCCAUUUACAAAGCCCUAAAAGACUUGGCUCCCAAAUAUAUGAAGAACCACCUCCUCCCAUGUAGACUUUUAAAAAGAUCUGCGGAGGAGGCCCUGCUCUCAGUUCUGACACUAUGUGAAGUUCAUGGGGCAGCAGUGUGUGAGACAGCCUUUUCUGUGUUGACUCCCAGUUCGUUGAAUGCCAUCCCCUCCCAGGGACAGCUGCCCUUGUCAGUAAGUACUUUUUAAUGUUGAAUCAGGGUGCACCUUUUGUGCACAGGCCUUCAGGAUUACGAGACCUUUCAUGGCUUAGUUGUAUUGAGCUAUUUUUGGACCCUGUGGUGAAGGGUGGGUUAUGAAUGUCUAUCUUGUUUGCUUUCACUUCCAGUUAUGGGACAUCAGGAAAAAAGCUGCUGUUCAAACAUUUCAAAAUACAUAUCAGGUGUUAGCAGUCACCUUCAAUGAUACCAGUGAUCAGAUAAUAUCUGGAGGCAUAGACAAUGAUAUCAAGGUAAGCUGUUUGUUGAACUGAACCUUCCUUAGAUUCCAUAUUUAUAACUUGGACAAAGGGCAUAUCUACACUUGAAAAAUAAACUAGUUUCAAACGAGUUUUAAGUUUUGCAUUGCUCCAGACCCUUCUCUUCUCUCCUUAGAACACUUAGCCACCUCCAGAAGGAGCAAGGAAGAAACAGAACAACAGUGUUAGCUUCUAAUUCUCUCGGGUGGUGGGAAUAAGGUUCUACUGUGAAGACGAGUAGGCAGUGCCAGCUCUCCCUGUGCCAGGAAGAUGGCACACAGUGAGACCUGAAAGGCCUCGUAUCAGAAACAGGAGACCCAUUAAUUAAUUGUUAUGGGCUGUCCCUUCCCUUUAAAAGGGCAAUUUGUCAACAUAUGCUGGGAUUUCUGUCUUUCAAGACCUGGCAUAGGUUAUUUGUCUUGCAAGGACACUGGAAGUCUAAGAGACUAUAUCACAAAUAAAUAAAUCACCAUGAAUUUUUUGGGCUCUGCUCCUCAUUUUGCAACUUCACUUAAAAGCUUCAACAUAUAUAGAGCUAACUACUUUAAAGACCUCUCUUUGUGUGUAUGUAUGUGUAUGUGACACCAUAUAUCUGCUCAUAUAUCCUUAAAGGUAUGGGACCUUCGUCAGAACAAGCUAACUUACACGAUGAGAGGACAUGCUGAUUCUGUCACAGGUCUCAGUCUGAGUUCAGAAGGCUCUUACUUGCUUUCUAAUGCCAUGGACAAUACAGGUAACUGUUUCUGUUGGAAAAUUAAGCAUUAAGGAACAUGUAACCAACCAUACUACUCCUAGUCUUUACUAGUUUGCAGCCAGUAUGUCAGAACUUGGAAAUGUCUCCUAAAAUGCACCAAGACUUUGGGUAGUUGCCAAAACUAUAAGUGAAGUGUGAUGCGAUUUAUUAUUGCCAGAAGCCUGCUUUGUGUCCCAUUAGGGCCGCCAGGGCACACUGCUACAAUGAUAGAAGAAGCCACAAUUGGCAGAUUCUCUUGUCAAAAUGCAGACUUGACACUGACUUCCUUUAACUUUCAUCUCUAGACAAGCUUCUGUAGGACUUUUGUCUCCCUCCCGCAUUCAUCAUAGCAUACUGUUUUCCUGAUCUUAACUUGGGGUUGGAGAACCUGCAGCCCUUCAGAUGCUGUCAGCAUGGUCAGUGGUCAGAGGUUGUGAGAGUUUAAACACCUGGAGGUUCUGCACCCCUCCAUUAAGCACCACAGCGGGUUUUUUUAGUUGCUUCUCUGAUUAACAAAUUCUUUGAUGACUACGUUUUUCCUCAAUCCACCUACCAUUCCUUCAAGUCCUUCUUUCUUGGUCCAUCCUUCAGAUUCCUUGUCUCUAGCUUGCCUGACCCUUAGGUUCCCUACACCCUGGCACAACAUCCUCAGCCCAACUCUGUGAAAUGACAAUCUCAGUCAAAUUGAAGUUUCACCCCUUCCCUCACUAAAAGCUAGACGGCAAAAAUGUUCCCUCUGUUCCCUGCGCAGUUGAAUGUUCCCUGCCACUACACCAGUUCAGUCAAUCAACACUGAAGGCUUCACUGUGUGUGUGAAGUUGUAGCCAUGUCACCAUCUAGAGGCUGCUUGUCAGUGGCUGAAACCAUGCUCUAGCUAGCUAUACCUGAAUUCUGUCUGCAGUUGUGGUUGCUGCCAUCUCAAAAAGGUUGUUACAGGUCUGGGAAAGUUGGGGGGGGGGGAGAGUAACCCAAAAUGAUUGAGUGGUUGGAGCACCUUCCCUGUGAAAAAUGGCUGGAAUUUUUGAGACUGUGUAGCUUUUAGAUGGGAGUGUAUAAUGAAAGCAGCUUCUCUUGAACUCACCAUGCUAGAACUUGGGCUUGCCCAAUGGAAGUGAUGGCCAGUAAAUUCUGGACAAAUGAAAUAUUUAUUCACAUGAUGCAUAAGUAAAGUAUGGAAUUCACUGCCCCAGGAUGUGGUAACCACCACUGACUUUAGAUGGCUUUAAAUGGAAUUUUGACAAAUUUUGGGGUGGGUAAAUACUGCCAAGAGGACGCAGGUGGUGUUGUGGGUUAAACCACAGAGCCUAGGGCUUGCCGAUCAGAAGGUAGGCGGUUCGAAUCCCCGUGACAGGCUGAGCUCCCGUUGCUCGGUCCCUGCUCCUGCCCACCUAGCAGUUUCAAAGCACGAAGUGCAAGUAGAUAAAUAGGUACCGCUCCAGCGGCAAGGUAAAUGGCGUUUCCAUGCGCUGCUCUGGUUCGCCAGAAAUGGCUAAGUCAUGCUGGCCACAUGACGCGGAAGCUUUACGCCAGCUCCCUUGGCCAAUAAAGCGAGAUGAGCCUCACAACCCCAGAGUCUGCCACAACUGGACCUAAUGGUCAGGGGUCCCUUUACCUAAAUACUACCAAUAGCUAUAUGGACCCUGCAUGUUCAAAAACAUCGUGCUGCUGUGUGCUUGUUGUCAUCCUCUGUUUUUGCCCUUCCCAGAGGCAUCUGUUUAACCAGUGUGGGAAACAAAAUACUGAACUAGAUGGCUCUCUGGUCAGAUCGAGCAGAUCAUUCCUUAUGUCUUUAAACCUAUCAGCUUACUUACCGUCAAAUCUGCGAUAUUGUGGAAUAAUACUCAACUUGUUACUACGGUUCUUAACUGCUUGUAUGGGCUCUGUUCUAGUUCGUAUCUGGGAUGUUCGGCCCUUUGCCCCUAAAGAGAGAUGUGUAAAGAUCCUCCAAGGGAAUGUACAUAAUUUUGAGAAGGUGAGUUCUGUGCUGGUUGAAAUGCUCCUUGUUUAUGGAUGGCAGCUAAGAAUUAAUUCAUAAGUAAAUGGCUUUUAAAAUUUCAGAUUGCCACAAACCUCUUAACAAGGUCUGUGCUCAAGAUUAAUGUGUGAGAAGAAAUUCCAAUUAAAGCCGCUGCAACAAGGUUUUUUUUAACCCCCAAGUGCAGCUGUAAUGGCCUAUAAAUUUUAGUAUCUUGACAUUCACAAUCUAUUUCACAUAAGAUAACAAGAUACUGUGUAUUUCUGGCAAUAAAGUACAAUAUAUAUCUGCAGACUAAGCUUCCAAAGGCAAGCCAUUAUUACUGCAGUGGUGUUAAUGUCUUAAAGCCUUGGCGAGUUUUUAUUUCAAAAAGAAUCGGGGAAAUGAAGGUAUGCCUGGAAUUGUGCUACUAAGUUUUCUUGUUCUUUAGAAUCUCCUGCGAUGCUCCUGGUCACCAGAUGGAAGUAAAAUAGCUGCUGGAUCUGCAGACAGGUAAAGCCCUCUAUUUUCAUCUGAAAACCAGUGCUCUAGGUACCAAGCUGCAUGGGACUUUAACACUCACACUCUCCAUUGUGCUCGGAGACAGACUGGUAUCGCCUUAUAGGUGUGUUGCAGUAGCACGUUACUACUUGAAAGGAAUGGAAUCUGUUCUUUAGCCUGGGAUAGCUCAGUCGGUAGAACAUAAGACUCUUAAUCACAGAGUUGUGUACUCAAGCCCCAUGUUGGGCAAAAGAUUCCUACAUUGCAGGGGGUCGAACUAACUCACCCUCGUGGUCCUUUCCAACUCUAUGACACUGUGGUCUAGGUUGUGAGAAGAACAUAAAGUCACAGAAAGCAACAUUCUAAACCCUAGAAGGUAUCUGGUUGCACUCAGUGUGUUCCAUGUAGAAUAAUUAUUGGAUAUUUGACUGGGAGUGUGUGCAUGUUUGAAGGGGGCUUCUCUGUUUCAUCAGUUUGAAAACACUGUUCUAGAGACCUACUCAACACAUAAGUUUUUAUUGGCUAUGUAAUCUAGAUAUCUAACCAAACUGUUCUUCUGAGACUUGUUCAUCUCUAGGAAAGGAAGCUUAAUAGCAGAAUCUUUUCUAUUAGUCAUAAUGAACUGGGGUGGGGGGGUGGGCAUGAAAGGGGUGAAAAGUACUUGGCUUUAACAGUUCAAGCAGUGCUCUCUGCAGUCCUUGAAAAUAUAUGCAGUAUAUGUUCUUUUGAUGUACAUAGUGACAUUUCCUAACUCAAGGACACCUUGGCCUGCUCAGUCCAGCCAGUUGCUUUGCGAUCAUGCUUUCCUUCCCCACCUCCUGUGCAAAUGUUGGUGCCAGAGUAAGUGAGACAGCUUUCUAAAUAUAGUACAUUAACUGCUGGUUAACUUAUUUCAGUCCAUGUUGAUGGAUUGGUGAUGAGCAGUGGCUUAUGUAUCUGGUGAUCUUAUAAAGGGGGAAGAAGGGGGGUGUAUCUGGAAGGUAGUAAUUAUGGUAGGAGGGCUAUGCUGCUCUUUUGUGUUGCUUACAAUAUGUUGCUGAGGGCACCUUUACAACUUAGUAAAGGAUAUGAAUUCCAGCUACAAACAGGACAGGUCUCCAUCUUGUUUUCUGGUGAAAGUCAUAACUACUGAAAAACUGGUCUUUCAGCAUCACUAAUAUUCAGUAUGUAUCAUAAUGCAAUUUGUAGUAAAAUCCUUGAAUUUUGAGCAUUAGUUCCUCUCUUAUGGGGUGUUACAAAAUUUCUUUCCCUGUUUUGUGAUAUGCUUAAAAGCUGGGCUUUUCUUUGGAGACUCACUGAUGGCACUAAGCAAGCGCAUUAAAUACUUCUGUGUUCCUUUGCCAUGUGCAUCAAAGUUGACACAACCAAAGCAAGAUGAGAGGGAACAGUGCAGACACAUUGGAAAAUACUUAAUGGAUUUGAUGAAUCAGACCAUAACAAGGUCAUAAUUCAGUUCAGAAUGGCAACUUCUUAAAGUUGGGGGCACUGAAUUUUAGAAAGUUUCGGUUAUCAGGCUUUCUGCAGCAUAAGUCUCUCAUCUCCAGUCCCCGUACUGCAAGGUUCAAAUGAUGAAAGAACUGAAAGGCAGUGAAACAUUUUUGAGGCAGUAGCUAUUUAACCAGUUUUUAAUACCCAAUAGCUUUGAGAGCUUAACUGGCUGAAGUCACAGAAGGAAUCUGAGUGCAGGGUGUUAGGAUUAGCACUGAAGAGUCAACUUGUUAAAUCUUGCGUCUUGAGCCUCCCAUGCAUAUCAACAUAAGGUUUCUGAAGGAGUAACUGUGUUCAUCUGCUGCAGCAAACACAAACAAGUCUUGUGACAUCUGUAUUUCUAGGUCAAAUAGCAGCCAGUGCAUGGCUACUUGGAAGUAAUCCCCUCUGGGUUCAAUGUAUCUUGCUUCUAACUAACUGUGCAUAGGAUUGUGACCAAAGUCCUUAUCUAGGACUGCUCAGCCAUCGCCUUAGUGAGCCAUUUAAGUUUGGUUCAUAUGUCACUCACAGAGUAGUAUUCCUCACUUCUUGUCACUUAAAAAGCCCAUUAUUGUCUUCCAGAGUACCUAUAUUCUGUUUGAAAUUGCUCACCCCUUUUGGAGAAGACAUAUUCUCAUUUGAGUACACUCAAACCAUAUCUUACAACAUACUUGGAUGGGAAACAAAAAUAUUCCACAUCAUGAGCGUUUUGUGUCUGUUGCCAGAAUGUAAUAGAAAAUAUAAUGCAUCAUAUUUAUUGUGCAAAGAUCCGAGGGGCAGAUUUUCAUAAAGCAUUAUUAGCAAAUUACUGGAAUUUUUCAGAUGCUCAGAAAAAACACCUUGUGACUAGAGAUGCUUUUGUAAGUUACAGGACAGCAUUGUUUGCUAAAGCAGCAGAUGAUCAGAAAUGAAGUUCUGAAAGAUUUGACAUUGCAUUUUAGUGAACUUUUGUGAACUGUAAAUUGCAACUUUCCAUUGCAAAUGAAAAGACGUGUUUGCCUAUAGUCUUAAGGUUCGAGGCUGUCAAAUGCAGCAGCACAUAGUUUUUGUGGAAGAUUAAGUACUGAAGACAAAUAAUGAAGCUGAAUGCACACCAGUUAAAAAUAAGUUACAGGCUUACUGUAUACAGACAGACUUCAGAUAUUAGAAAUAAGCAGUGUUACUUUAUCCACAGUACUGAGUCAGACAGUGAUGCAAUAUUAGUUUUUUACAGAAAUAUAUAUCCCAUGAUAUCACUAAAGCAAGCAAGCAAGCUGGUUUUUCAAAUUAUGCAGUAGUUUUGCUUCAUGAGUCAUGAAAUGAGUAACAGUCUUCAGGUUGUAGAUCAUUAAGUGAAUACAUCUGUUCACCUGAACGUGCAAUGCUACAUUCAGACUCAGUGACUUGCAUCUCCAAAUUCAAGAUAUCUAUCAAUUAGCUAGGUUUUCUUUUACUAACUUAAAACCAGCAGCAGGUGGUGUCAAACUAAGGUCAUGCAGGCAACAGGUUUUCUUUCUACAGUAAUAUGACAGGCUGAUACCAGAUCCAGGUACAGCAAAAGGGCUUCCUGGGUAGUCUCUAGUAAACACAGCCGCUCAUAGCUAUAAGAGAUCUUGAAAUAUUGAGUAACUGGGUCAAAACAGAGUUGCUCUUUUAUUUUUAGUUCAUUCCAUUGGGAGGCUCUUACUCAUGUUUCUUCUCAUUACAGGUUUGUUUAUGUGUGGGAUACGACCUCCAGAAGAAUUCUCUACAAGCUGCCAGGCCAUGCUGGUUCAAUAAAUGAAGUGGCUUUUCAUCCAGAGGAGCCAAUUAGUAAGUUCUCUUUGAAUUGCCAGGAAGCCUGGAAGUGGGUGCUUUUAAUUAAGGAACAUGACUUCUGUGAAUUCAUGAUCGUAAAGAGAAUCUGUUAGCCAGCACAGAGAGUCUCUUUCUUUCUUUCUCUCUUUCUUUCUUUCCCUCCCUGCCCUGUUCUUUUGGGUUGUCUUGGUAUAGUAAUUCUACAAAACACAAACAGAAAUAUAACAUACUUUGGGGGGGGGGGAUUUAGUUGAACUCCAGUAGGUUGGAUCUGUCCUCUCCAGAGAACUUUCAGCCCCUUAACGGGGUGACAUAAAUUUUAAGAUGGGAGCAGGCAAACAUCAAGCUGGAAGAGAUCUACUUAUUCUUUCUCAUGCUUGACCUCAGAAUUUGUUACUGGUGCCAUAAUAGUGCUGUGUGGCCCUUCAAAUGUUGUUGGGCUGCAACUCCAAUUAUUCCUGACCAUUGUCCAUGCUGCCUGGGGCCAAUGGGAGUCUGAGCUCAACAGCGCAAGGAGGGCCACAGACUUCUCAUCCCUUCUCUGUUUCGUUGAUGAAAAAGAUUCUUGAGAGGCUGCACCCUCUUGUGGCUACUUUCUAGUAUUGACAGUUUCUAGCAUUUUGUUUUGCAGAGGAAGUCAUAACAUUGCUACUGUUAGAAUUAUGUAGCUGCCUGAACUUUAGUAGGAGAUGAAAGAUGCAAACUCUGCAUUUUAGAAAAAUUGGGCCAUUCUGGUCGGAGCAUACACGUUGAGGCAUGCGUGUGAGAGUCAAUUUAGUUAUCAAGCAAUACUGGAAGUACAAGAGGGGUGGAAUAAGAUGGUCAAAACUGAUCCUUCACAUUUUCUUCAAAUGUGUUUGUAUUUCUUCCCAUUAGUACUUUCUGCAUCUAGUGACAAAAGGCUGUAUAUGGGGGAGAUCCAGUGAGGAAGAGAGCCAGCACCGUUGUCAUCUUGGAUGUGUGGAACUGGAUUGCUUCUGGCCAAGUUAGAUCUUUCUGCACAAAGUCUUGGAAGAUGAAGAGACUUCAGAAAAUGCCCUUUCAUGUACAGAGUUAAAUAUUAACCACCUGUGUUUUAGAGGAUCCCUCCUUGAAUUCUUGACCAUGUUAUGCAGAAUAUUAAAAAGGCUUCUGGUUUCGAAACAUUAAGAUUUUUGAGAUGGACAUACAGAUUUCUUAUUUUUCCCUGUACAAUGUGCUUUCGGCUUGUUAUUGAAAUCAUUUGACACUUGUAAAAUGUGGAGCGUUUAAUAUUUCAUGUUUCCCUCCAGGUUUGCUUGUCAUUUUUAUACAGAAAAUAAAUAGAAUACUUUGC
Molecule: messenger RNA, 14078 nt
Organism: Podarcis lilfordi (Lilford's wall lizard)
Lineage: Eukaryota; Metazoa; Chordata; Lepidosauria; Squamata; Lacertidae
Source: the annotation of a GenBank genome assembly